AUGGGCGAGCUGCGCACCAAGCGCCAGGAGCUGCAGGACGAGAUCGGCAGGCUGAACAAGGAGAUCAACGGUAUCCAGCAGGAGAACAAGCUGUACAACUCCCUGGAGAAGCGGUACGAAACAUUGGUUAAGACGGUCAGGAAUCUGGAGGGAGAUCUGGCAGACCACAAUCUGGCGACGGACAAGCAGCGCACAGACACGCGGCCGGAAGAGGUGCACCACAUGUACCAGGUCAUGAGGCAGCAGAACGAGCAGCAGCGUAGCGAUGUGGACCAGAUCUUCCUCGAGAAGAGGAGCCACGAGGAAGAGAUCUCCCGCAUGGACCAGGAGAUCGCGGCCAUCGCACGUGCCGCCGAAGACCGCCUCAGCGAGCUGCAUCCGGACCAGCGACGCGAGUACGAGGAUCUCCGGGAGGAGAACGGGCGCCUCGCCCGUGAGCUCUCGGAAGCCCGGGAGGACCUGGACCAGGUUAGCGGGCGCCUCAAUGCGGAGGAGGGCAGGCUGCGCACCGACUUCCUGCGGACUCGGUUCCAGCAGCUGUCGCAGGUGAAGACGGAGCUGGCGGAGCGCCUCGAGAUACUCGAUCAGGAGAUCCAGCAGUGCAACCUCGGCAUCCCAGAGCAGAGGGAGCUCUUGCUGAGCAGGGUCAAGAGCGACAAUGCCGACAUCGUGGAGGCCGAGAAGAGGACCUUCGAGUUGAAGCAGGAGAACGAAAACCUCCGGACCCUGAUCAAGCAGGUUGCGAACGAUGCGCGAGAGAAGAAAGACGAUCAGGACCAGCAAAAAUACGAAGUGCUCUUCACGAAAGACCAGGAGAUGACCCAGUUUAUAGACUCGUUUCCCUCCCUGAAGGAGCAAGAGGAGCGGAAAAUUGAGGACAAGUCGAAGAACAUCACAGCGUUGUUGGAGAGCAUCUCGAAAGCAGUAGGGCUCCCCGCCGACACGUCGCCCGACGCCCACUUCAGCGACUUGCAGGACGACCUCGACUUCAAGAACCGACAGCUUCAGAAUGCCGAGACCACACAGCAGCGUUUGGAGGCAGACCUGGCGAAGCGAGAGGGCGAGCUGGAGAAGAUAGAGAGCCUGGACGUGAAGAUCUCACAGGAGCUGAGACAGGUGGAAGAAAAGAUGAGCAAGUACGAACGGGAGAUGGCGGACAAGUACGACAAGAUUGACGUGAUGAGGCGACAAGGGGAAUCCCAGUGUGCGAAGCUGGAGGCUCGCAAGAAGCAGCUUGAGGCCCGCAACUCGGCCCUGAAACAGCAGGUCAGCUUCCUCAAGAUUGGCCACGAGGCCAAGCGCUCGCACCUCGCGGACGACAAGACGGCGGCCAGCCUGGAGGAGCAGGAGCAGAGGAUAAACUGGCACGGCGCGAACCUGUACAACCUGCGCACGACGAUCACCCAGAAGGAGAGCGAGGCGGACUUCUCGGCGGACCGGGCCGCCUGCCUCGAUCCUAGCUGCCCCGAUUCGCCCGUGCCGAAGCGCAGCACGCGCCGUGUGAAAGACGUCAGUGUUAACAUCGACUACACGUAA
Prorocentrum cordatum is the source of this 1536-nucleotide messenger RNA. The record is from the annotation of a GenBank genome assembly. NCBI's taxonomy places the organism in Eukaryota, Dinophyceae, Prorocentrales, Prorocentraceae.